Eruca vesicaria subsp. sativa (arugula) is the source of this 847-nucleotide messenger RNA. The record is from the annotation of a GenBank genome assembly. Lineage: Eukaryota; Viridiplantae; Streptophyta; Magnoliopsida; Brassicales; Brassicaceae.
UUUUUUACUCGAUUAAUCUUGAUUGUUUUGUUUCACCUCCCCUCAAUACUUCUCCUAUAUAAAUUUAUAUCUCUAAACCUAAAUUCAUUCUAAAUUGAAAAAAAAAACCUAAUCUGCAGAAGCUAUGGCCAUGAAAUAUCACCGAAAAAAUCAGCUUUCCACCUACAAAUCUCCAGUCCUCAUCUACUUCUUCUGAAACCAUCCCCCAGAGAGAAGGUAAGGUCGGAUUUCUAGAGUCUAGCUGAAGAUAGAUAGAAGCCAUCGGCAGCACAACUGUACUUGACGGUGAGAUAGCUAAGGCUAAAGCUAAAUCGGACUGAGCCAUGGAGAUUAAGGCGUACUCUUCGAUAAAUUAGCAAAGGAAGGUGAAAAAUGAAUUUACCUUUGUUCUGGAGUUGACAAUUAUGGACAAAUGAUGAGAUUCUUGGGUUUGGUUUUGAAACAAGGCUACUCUUGAGCUUGAGAAAAGACACGAGCGACCAUGAACGCGGUAUGGGGAAGACCACAGACCACUACAUCGUCACACUCUGAACUCCGGGAAGAAUUUUCUAACGUGGAGAUCAAAGCUAGAGCAGCAAUCUCAAGCCAAGGCCACCAACCCCCUGAAGAUAACGGUCUUAACCAGAGAGAAGAUGAGUUUUCGUCACUCUGGUGGGAAGAGUAUGCAGAUUGCAGCCCAGGCUCUCUAGCACAAGUUGUUCCUAAAAAUAAAUCGAAUAAGCAGUUAACUGAAACUCAUUUAGAAACUUUUGUGUCUUCUACUCUAUAUGAUGUUGAAGAGGAGAGAGUUGGUGUGCCUGUUAAGGGUGGGCUAAAUGAGGUAGCAUCGUUCUUUGCGGUGUAUUAG